Molecule: messenger RNA, 611 nt
Organism: Fomitopsis serialis
Lineage: Eukaryota; Fungi; Basidiomycota; Agaricomycetes; Polyporales; Fomitopsidaceae
Product: ATP synthase E chain-domain-containing protein
Exons: 4
Coding region: 94-375 (93 amino acids)
Biological process (GO): proton motive force-driven ATP synthesis
Molecular function (GO): proton transmembrane transporter activity
Source: RefSeq, a predicted model, not a curated record
CAACAUACAGUCGGUCGAUCUAUUUCUCGGUCCUCUGUAGACACGGUCGUCCCGCAGUUGCAUCGACUACAGACCCGGUGGUCGGGCAUACCUAUGGCUUCUUCAACUGUUAACGUUGUCCGGUACACGGCGCUCCUUACUGGUGUUUUCUACGGCAUUGCGCAUCGCCGGACACUGCAGAAGGCGCACGACGAGGAGGUCAAGCACCAUGCUGUCCACGAACGGGAGCACCUGAUAGCGCAGGCGAAGGAGGCAUGGAAGAAGAAGCAGGAGGGUAGCAAGGUGGUGCAUUCGCUUGUUGCAGUGAUCACCGACCCCGAGGAUCCCCAGUUCGACCUGGAAAAGCUGGUUGCGAAGUGGGAGAGCGAGUCAUGACUGUCGGAGUCGGUGUAGAUGUAGAUGCAUACAACUUGCUAGCCAUGGGCGUUUUAUGCGCGUAACACGCGCAAGACACCGCCUGCUCUUCCCUUAGGUCGGCCUUGACCUCUGCGUACAUUCUCAAUUUACAAGUGUAGCUAUCCUAAUAGAUUACGAACGUCCCUCGGGACCCUUCGUCGCUGUAGCCCUCGUCGGCCGGCAGCUUGCCCCGGUCCUCCCAGAUCACACUCGUG